This is a messenger RNA of Aspergillus wentii DTO 134E9, 895 nucleotides long. Its product is annotated as glycoside hydrolase family 16 protein. Gene Ontology annotation, molecular function: hydrolase activity, hydrolyzing O-glycosyl compounds. The record is from RefSeq and is a predicted model, not a curated record. The coding region runs from base 105 to 842 and encodes 245 amino acids. Gene Ontology annotation, biological process: glucan catabolic process. The transcript has 5 exons. Lineage: Eukaryota; Fungi; Ascomycota; Eurotiomycetes; Eurotiales; Aspergillaceae.
CCGGAAUAAUCCCGCCAUGGGGUGACUGCCAGUAUGCAUAUAAAUACAGGGCUUCAUCGCCCCUCCGAAAUUUCCUUCUAGCUCACGCUCAAUUGACCAUCACGAUGCACUUGUUCACCGUUCUGGGCCUCGCCUCCCUCGCCCAUGGCGCAACCACCCUCAUCCCCUCUACCUGCUUUGACUCCUACUCUUCUCUAGAGGAAUACUUUUCUUACCUCUACCCCUGGGGGUCCGACCACAAUGGGUCUGCUCGCAUGGUCGGCAAUUCCACCGACCAUGACUACAUCUCUGUUGACUCUGGCACUUUGACUCUGGUUGCGAAACCGGUCAGCGGCCAGCCAGCGACCAGCGGUGGGCAAGAGAUCAAUUAUCUGUCUGGAGCAGUGCAUUCGACCAAGACCUUCACCGUCGAAAAGGGGUCUGGGUUUGACAUCCAGGGUGAAUUUCAGGCGACGACGACCAAGGGGACUUGGCCUGCGUUUUGGCUGAACGGGGCCGAUUCGUGGCCACCGGAGCUUGAUUUGGCAGAGUGGAAGGGGAGUGGUGAUAUCAGCUUCAACACUUUCAACAGCUCCUCCGAAGUCCAGUCUCUAGACACCGAAUAUUCCUCCCCAGACGACUUCCAUACUAUCAAGAGCGAGAUCCGCGAUGAAGACGGCUCGAAUAUCUCGAUCAACUACUAUCUGGAUGAUAAGCUGAUGGCCACCCAGUACGGAAGUGAUUAUGUCGGAAAGCCGCUUUAUCUAAUCAUCAAUUUGCAAAUGGAGGGAUCGUCUGGUACUCCUGGGCCGACAACGGAUACCUAUUACCGGGUCCGAAACUUGUCCUUCCAGCAAACCUAGACUAGACAUAGCUGUAUAUAUAGCUGCUAAGCUUAGGCUUCUUCAAUUCCGCC